AUGGAUCGCCUUGGUAAGAAGAGGAAGGGGAUUGAGAUUGCAGUUUCUUGUCGGAAAGAUAUUGAGGAGCAAACUUGGUCAGUCCUUAGGCCGCAUUUGUCACUAGAAGAUUGUUCGAGAAGGAAAAAGAAGUGCAAAGAAGGAAUAGUUUCAAAAGUUGCAGACUCAAGCAGAAGUGUUGUUAAUGGAGUUGUCACCGCCCCAGCAUGUGGGAUUACUGGUUCAGAAUGUUCGGGUAGAGGUCUUAAGAGAAAGAUCGGUUGUAUUGAUGUUGCCACUCAGUUGGGCCGGAAGAAGAAGAUUGACCAUGAUUACGAGCUAGUGAAAACCAUAGGACAUGGGAAGUUUGGGUUAGUGAUCUUAUGUCAGAGCAAGGUAACUGGGGAGGAGUUUGCAUGCAAGACUUUGGAUAAAGGGGAGGGGAUUGUGCACCGUGAAGUGGAGAUAAUGCAGCACCUCUCUGGGCAUACGAGUGUCGUGACGCUGAAGGCAGUCUACGAAGAUGCUGAAUCUUUCCAUCUUGUGAUGGAACUAUGCUCUGGCGGACGCUUACUUGAUCAAAUAGCCAAAGAAGGCCUAUAUUCUGAGCAGAAGGCUGCUAACAUUAUUAAGGAAUUGAUGAUGGCCAUUCGGUACUGCCACAAGAUGGGUGUUGUUCACCGAGACAUAAAGCCUGAGAAUAUCCUUCUUACUGCCUCUGGUCAAAUGAAGCUUGCAGACUUUGGGUUGGCUGUCAGAAUCUUGGAUGGUCAGAGACUGUCAGGUGUUGUUGGAAGUCCUUCUUAUGUUGCUCCUGAGGUCCUUGUGGGUAAUUAUUCGGAGAAAGUGGAUAUCUGGAGUGCUGGGGUUCUUCUCCAUGCACUAUUGGUGGGUGUACUUCCAUUUCAAGGGGAUUCAUUAGAAGCUGUGUUUGAAGCUAUCAAGAAAGAAAAACUAGAUUUUAGGUCCAAUUUGUGGAAUUCUGUAUCACAGCCUGCUCGUCAACUGCUCUCUAAAAUGCUUACAAGGAGUGUUUCUGCAAGGCUUACUGCUGAUGAGGUUUUGAGACAUCCAUGGCUUUCUUUCUACACCAAAUUGUCAAUAAGGACUGCUCCAACUCCUAAGCCAAUUAACCAUUUACAUCUGACUUCGAUGCAACUUUCUUGUUUUUGUGGACUGCAUUCUGAGAGAAAAAAGAUAUCAUGUGGUAGUCUCAGUGACGACUCUUGUCAAACAUUAGCUUUUGCUCAUUCAGCUGGUGGUGUUGUUGAAGAAGAUGAUGGCUUGAUUGACAUGUUAGCUGUAGCUAUUUCCCGUGUUUGUAUAUCCGCUCCAAAAAGGAGCCGGAUAUGUAGUCCCCCACAGCCAACCCAACAAGAAUGCUCAUCUAACUUGAAGACUAGCAACCUCUGUACAGCAUUUUGACCACACUGGCCUUUAACUGGUAUGGUCUACCUGCUGCCUUUAACUUGGAUGAAGCUAUAGGUUAUGCUAAUGAUGCCUUGCUACCAUAGAAACUAUGACCGUGACUAGAGGAAUAUGUUGAACUAACUUCUUAUGUACUUGAUCUUGACUGCUGAUCGGAUACUAGCUAUGGAUCUUAGUCUUACCCAUCCUCGUAAACAUGACUGGAUCGAUUUUCAUUUAUAUAAAACCAUGCUUGCUAGUUA
Messenger RNA from Andrographis paniculata, 1649 nucleotides. RefSeq names its product serine/threonine-protein kinase PEPKR2-like. Gene Ontology annotation, molecular function: ATP binding; calcium/calmodulin-dependent protein kinase activity; calcium-dependent protein serine/threonine kinase activity. Gene Ontology annotation, biological process: protein autophosphorylation; intracellular signal transduction; peptidyl-serine phosphorylation. Lineage: Eukaryota; Viridiplantae; Streptophyta; Magnoliopsida; Lamiales; Acanthaceae. The record is from RefSeq and is a predicted model, not a curated record. Bases 1 to 1404 code for a protein of 467 amino acids. The transcript is spliced from 3 exons. Gene Ontology annotation, cellular component: cytoplasm; nucleus.